Molecule: messenger RNA, 1245 nt
Organism: Eucalyptus grandis
Lineage: Eukaryota; Viridiplantae; Streptophyta; Magnoliopsida; Myrtales; Myrtaceae
Product: receptor-like protein 35
Exons: 2
Coding region: 1-1245 (414 amino acids)
Molecular function (GO): receptor serine/threonine kinase binding
Source: RefSeq, a predicted model, not a curated record
AUGGCGAAUCUGUCUUCCCUAAGAAGGCUGAACAUGGAUGUGUGCGACCUGCACGGUGUAUUUCCAUCUGCCAUUUUUCAUUUGCCGAAGCUACGAAUCCUCGGGGUGGGUUACAAUGAUCUCACGGGCCAAUUGCCUGACUUUAACUCGAGUAGUCUUCUUGAAUAUCUGCGACUAACUGAAACGAGUUUUUCUGGGCAGCUGCCCUCUUCAAUCGGUAAUCUCCACUCCUUGCAAACAUUGAAUCUUGAUUCCGAGACGUGCAAUUUGACCGGGUCCCUACCCCCGUCAAUAGGAAACCUUCCUUCCUUGAGUUUCCUCGACAUAGAUGGUUGCAAAUUCUCAGGAUCCAUCCCAGCUUCAUUUGCUAAUCUUAGCAACCUCGAAUACCUGGGUGUCAGCAUGAGCCCAUUCACUGCCCAGACCAUUUCCUCUUUGUCUAGGAUUUGGAAGAUUAAGAAGCUUGCCACUUUCUAUCUCGAGAAAAUCAAUCUAUAUGGCGAGAUUCCACCUUCAAUUGGAAACUUGUCUCAACUAGUGGAGUUAAGCUUUCUUGGCAACCAAUUAAGCGGUACUAUCCCAUCUCAGCUCAAGAACCUCACUCGGCUGACGAGAUUGUGCCUCCGAACUAAUCAACUAUCCGGGUCCAUACCGUCUUGGCUUAUGAGCAUGACUCAAUUGGUCGCGCUUGACCUUGCAGUCAAUAACUUCCAUGGCAAGAUACCUUCGUCAAUCUCUCAACUCCAAAAUCUCCAAGUCCUCAUACUUGCAAAAAACAACUUUAGCGGUACUGUUGAACUAGACAACUUUCUCAAGCUCAAAGAAUUGACAGUGCUGCAACUAUCAUCUAAUAGGCUAUCAUUCCGCAAGAUUAGCGCGAAUGUUACUCCUCCUCAACUUCUUGUCUUAGGACUGGCAUCAUGCAAUUUGAACCAGUUUCCUACAUUCUUACAAGACUGCUUUCUUGGCAGGCUUUUGCGGAUAUGUGGUAUAAGAGGUUUUGCUGGGGAUUCAGACACUGAGUUUAUGUGGUUGUUGCGGACAUCAAAGGGCAGAUCUCUGGAAAGUCUUGUUAAAGGUGGCAAGGAAUGGUGUCAUUUAUUUCUCAUGGAAAGAAAGGAAUACUAUGUUUACAAUGGUAGAGUUCCAUGUGCUGAGAAGGUUUUCAACAGUGUCUUGUUUGUGGUAAGGUUGCUGGUUUGCCGCAAGGAGAAAGGAGAAAUGAGCUGCUUUGGCGAGAGCUGA